CAGGAAGUGAGAUUUUUUUUUUGAAAAAGGCUAUCCUUUCCAAUCCGUCCGAGGAGAAAGGGCUAUCAUCGCUGGGAGGGGAAAAUGUCCAGUUGGUUGUGGAAAGAAACUUUGAUUUUGGCAGAAGAUUACAUCGACUUCUGUGUUGGAAACAAAAGGACACCUCCCAGCGAGCAAGCCGAAGCUAUGCGCCACCUCGCCAGCGAAAUGGAGCAGAAAUACCAAUGCAGAUUCCACUCUCUUCUGCAAACGUUCCUGGGGGCUUGUGGACCGGAGCCCAGCACAAGUUUGAAAAAGGUGAUGGUAGAGCUAGUAGGAGAUGGAAAAUUAAAUUGGGGAAGGGUCGUGUCUCUCUUCACUUUCACGGGAGUCCUGGCAAGGGAACUGUACUCCCGAGGAGAGGAUAAAGACUGCAGCAGAAGACUUGCGGAGACUAUUGCUGACUACCUUGGAAGGGAACAACAAGAUUGGCUGGUCCAAAAUGAAGGCUGGGAGGGAUUCAACAAGUUUUUCCGCAGGAGAGGGGAGGUGAGCCAGGAAUCGUCCAUGAAGACUGCACUGUUCGCUGCAGCCGGUGUGGGGAUUGCAGGGCUGACUUUUCUCCUUGUGCGCUAGUGUAGAAUAUCCCUUUUAUUUUCCUCCUUAUCUUACAAGAAUUGGUUGCUAACAUUUCAAAACUUUUUUUUUUUUUUGAAGUCAUGAUCACAGGUGCUCAUUUCAUGGGAUUUUUACCAGUAGGUUUGGUUCAGUACUUACAGCACUGCAUUGUUGCAUAGCCAGAUAAUGGAAGACUAAGUAAGGAAAGGACUGCUAUUGUAAGAUAUAUUCAGUUCUUUCCUCACUUUUGUAAUUGGCAUAUUUUCUAUCAUAAAUGAAUGUUGUAUUUUACAUAUUUGAAAGCACUGGGUCCGAAAUUUCUAAUUCAGAGCACCCUAUAGUUUGUAUUUUUGUGCUUGCACCCACAUAGAUCAAACAUUAACAUCAAAAUUAAGGGACACUCUUACCUUUUUUUUUUUUUCCUUUGGCUGCAAUUCGUAUAUGGAGUGAUUGACAGAUUUUAAAUGUAUGGAAACUUUUUUUUAGUUUAAUAAAAUUACAAAUUAAUAUAUUUAUAUGAAAUAAAAAAUGUAAACAAGCCCAUUUGUUGUUUACAAGCUACUUGACUUAUUUUGUUACAUCUUUUUUUGGAAAUCAUGUGUAGUUUGUUCUUCAAGGCAUAGUACACUUUCUGUUUUUUGAGGUCAUUCUAAUUUUGGUGUAUGCUUUUUGUUGGCCCGGACAGUUUUUGGGUGAGGAAGGAUAUUUUGGAUACUUGCAAAAGUUUCUGUUGACCUGCCAGCUUUUUAGUGGUGGGUAUAGGGGCAUUCGGGAGUUUCUGAGCCAAAUCAGGAAAAUAAAAUAAGCAACUUAAAAAGCAGCUUGUUCAGCAGUACUGUGUUUCCAGAGGCUAUUCAUAUGAGCAGUUUACUUUUAUUGCCUUUAUUCACUGUAAUAAAUCUAAAAAUCAGUUUGUAAUAUUGUUCUGGUAGGUCCUCCCUUCUCAGUUCUUAAGCUUUUCAGUAGUAAUUGUGUAGUAGUGUAGAUGCAAGAAGCUGUGUGUCAGUUUCCUUAAGUGGACCAAAAUUAGUGCAGGUUGUCAGAAACUACUCUAAGUAUGUAACAUAUCCUUCAUUGUUCACGAAAACAGUCUAGGCCAAUUGGAAACACGCACUAAACCUGAAAUCAUAUUUUAAAACAACCCAGAAAACGAACUGUGGUUUAAUAGUCAACAGUAGCAUCGGAGGUGCUCGUUUGUAAAAUGUCAAGAUUUUUUUGUGUAAUUGAACAGCAGUUUUAUCAUGACCAAAAUUAAAUGUUCCUCAGGCAACAUUCAACAUAUAAACAUUAUAUUUUUGCAUCACAUUAUUUAUUUAUUAAACACCAUUUCUUAAUAAAAAUAUGAAUGCAAACAUAAA
Molecule: messenger RNA, 1955 nt
Organism: Anguilla anguilla (European eel)
Lineage: Eukaryota; Metazoa; Chordata; Actinopteri; Anguilliformes; Anguillidae
Product: anti-apoptotic protein NR13-like
Exons: 3
Coding region: 85-615 (176 amino acids)
Biological process (GO): extrinsic apoptotic signaling pathway in absence of ligand; intrinsic apoptotic signaling pathway in response to DNA damage; regulation of apoptotic process
Cellular component (GO): mitochondrial outer membrane
Molecular function (GO): protein heterodimerization activity; protein homodimerization activity
Source: RefSeq, a predicted model, not a curated record